AUGGCAAGAGGUCGAAACCCUACGACGAUGAACCGGAGCGAUCGAUACCUAGGCAGCUACAGUUACGGGGACAGCCACGAUGCUUCCGUCACCGACGAAUUAGAGCUCGCCGAGGAAGACAUAUGGUCACCGGCCGUCAUUCACGACACCAUGACGGAAGAUUCCUAUGGCGCGUGGAAUAUACGCGCUACCUUGGGGGGAAACGGGCGCGUAGGAGGGCUGUCACUGGCUUUCGAGAGUUCCUCGGUUGCGCCGUCGUCAUCACCGAUGAUCGUGCAGCAGAUCCACGGAGGAGUAGGCGAAGGAGGAGAAACUCGGCGGAAGUUGGCGUCAUCGGCGCCGGUAAACGUGCCGGACUGGAGUAAGAUAUACCGCGUCAACUCGGUUGAGUCAAUACACGAGUUAGACAAUGACAGCGAGGACGAGGAGGAAUCGGAGAUGAUGCCGCCGCACGAGUACCUUGCGAAGAGUCAGGCACGACGGAGCAGGAAGACCGGAGGCGGAGGUAGCGGCGCGUCGGUGUUUGAAGGCGUCGGAAGGACUCUCAAAGGACGGGAACUAAGGCGCGUCCGCGACGCGAUUUGGAGCCAAACAGGAUUUUACGGCUAA
This is a messenger RNA of Thlaspi arvense, 609 nucleotides long. The record is from the annotation of a GenBank genome assembly. NCBI's taxonomy places the organism in Eukaryota, Viridiplantae, Streptophyta, Magnoliopsida, Brassicales, Brassicaceae.